Messenger RNA from Jaculus jaculus (lesser Egyptian jerboa), 2809 nucleotides. RefSeq names its product transmembrane protein 198-like. Gene Ontology annotation, cellular component: vesicle membrane; plasma membrane. The transcript is spliced from 5 exons. The record is from RefSeq and is a predicted model, not a curated record. Lineage: Eukaryota; Metazoa; Chordata; Mammalia; Rodentia; Dipodidae. The coding region runs from base 312 to 1364 and encodes 350 amino acids.
CCCCCUCCCCAUACACACACCCUGUCCUCUUCCUCCCUCUGCAAACCUAGUUACGUUUAGCUCGCAGAGCCUAGGCUGCGACUUGCAAGUUUAGGAAGCAGCGCUCAGAGUGGUCCUGGGGUGCCCACGGCCGACAGCCACCCCGCGCCUAGGACCUCCGGGCUGGGAGACAGCUGGGGUUCUAGGGAAGCACUUCCACCUCCCUCCGCUCCUCAGCAUGGCAGGGUGGUUUUCCAACCCCCUCAAGACGUUCGUGGAUAGAUAAGAGGAGCUGACCUUAACCUCCCCCUCUGACCACCUUCUCUUCAGUCAUGGAGAAAGCCUUGUUGCCCCUAACUGUGACAUCUGACCCAAGGCCCUUUAAUCAACAACUCCCAGAGCCUCCAGAUCCAAAAUGCAUCUUGGAACCCCAGGACAACUUUGAACUGGCACCUGCCCUAGCGUGUGCCCUUUGCUGCUGCUUUGGAAUCAUCUACUGCUGCUUCGGCUACCGCUGCUUCAAGGCAGUGAUGUUUCUCUCGGGCCUGCUGUCAGGAGCACUGGUCAUCUUUCUGCUUUGCCACAAGGAGCGGGUGCUGGAGACACAGUUGAGUCUGGAGGUGAGCGCAGGCAUCGCACUGGGUAUUGGACUCCUCUGCGGCCUCGUCACCAUGCUUGUUCGCAGUGUUGGGCUCUUCCUGACUGGACUCUUGCUAGGUCUGACCCUGGGUGCCGGGACCUUGCUGGGCACUGAGCCUGUCUACCAACCACCUUCCGCCUGGGUGCCAGCUGGUGGGCUGAUGGGGCUGGCACUGCUGGGAGCCCUGCUCACACUUCGGUGGCCGCGUCCAUUUACAGUCUUGGGCACAGCCCUGUUGGGUGCUGCAGUGCUGGUGGCCUGUGCGGACUACUUCCUGGAGGGUCUGGCACUGGGCACUCGGCUAGGUGAACGCCUGCAAGCACUUCCAGCCUUGCUUCCUCUUUGCUGGUAUAGCUGGGUCUUACUGGGGACCUGGCCAGCUCUGGGGGCGCUUGGGGCCCUGACCCAGUGGAAGCUCACAGCUGAGGAACAUGGAGGCCACGCCAAUGUGGUCUUGAGCCACCAGCGAAGGCAUCUCCAACUCCUGCGGAUUCAUCAGCAAGAGGCCAAGUGGCAUCGGACCCCCUCUGGAGUGGCACUUUGUGAGGGCAGCUAUCGGAGCCAACUCCCCCUCAAUCUCAGGAGCCCUGCUGACAAUCUGGCUCCAAGUUACCUCCAGAGUCUUCGAGAGCACCAACUGGGACCAAGCACCCAGGCCACAGCCCCCCCCACCAUCCUGGAUCUGGAUUCUGACUGUGGUUCUACUGUCCUGCUCACCAGGCCCUCUCACUCCACCCAGACCUGAGCCGAAACCUCCACUGAUGACCCUCUCCCUAAUGAAGAUAGAAGAAUGCUAAAUAGGCAGGACUUGAGCCCACAGGACCCACACACAAACUUCCUCACCUCUUGAAUUUGGAGAUAGGAUCUAUGCCCAGACCAAUUUGUAAGGGACAGGCAGAGAAGAAUUUUAUAGGGAAGGGAGGGGACCAGAAGUAAGUAUGAGCACCUAUCUCUGUCCAAUAAUAGAGGCUCCCUGGUGGGUUUUUUGUUUGUUUGUUUUGUCCCCCACACCCCAGGUAGGGUCUCACUCUAGCUCAGGCUGAUCUGGAAUUCACUGUGUAGUCUCAGAGUGGCCUUGAACUCACCGUGGUCCUCCUACCUCUGCCUCCUGAGUUCUGGGAUUAAAGGCAUGUGCCACCACACCACGCUGAGGUUCCCUAGUUUUUAUGGGGGCGCACUGACUCCCUGAUUUCCUCUGGGAAGAAUUCGUACCCAAAAAUAGCUCCCCUCCCCCAGGGUAGGGCCUUGCUCUAGCCCAGGCUGACCUGGGAUUCACUGUGUAGUCUCAAAGCUGGCCUCAAACUCAUGGCAAUCCUCCUACCUCUGCCUCCCAAGUACUGGGAUUAAAGGCAUGCACCACCACGCCUGACUUCCAAAAUAGCUUUCCCCCCUUUACAAUGCUGGAAUCAAACCUAGGGUCUUUCCCAUACUAGACAAAUAGUCUACUACUGAGUUACAUCCCUUAGCCCUCAAGUAGCCUUUUAAAUUCUUAUCUCACUGGUAAAAUACAUGCUUCACAAUGGUAAAAUUGAGGGGGGUGUUAUAGGACCUAUAGAAAGUCAGGGAGCCUCCCUAAGGCAUCUGAUAUGUUUUCAAUGGGGAGAAUGGCACAGAAGAACUCCAGGAUCCCCCAGGGCCCCACCCCUUGUUAGGGGGUAAUUAAGUUUCUGGCUGACUAUUCCCCUUGGCCCCCUAGGCUUGAGCCCCCUUCUACCUCAGUGGGGAGUACUAUCCUCCGUGGUAUGUCCCUUUAUCUCCUCAUUGGGGAAAGACUACAGCACCUGCCUCAGCUCCCAAAACCCCAAAGCUGGCAUCUUGCUCCAGGAAGACAGCAUUGGUCCAGAUUCUUUGCCCUUUUGCCCAGGAGCCUGGUCCUCAGGACUGCCUGGGAGACAAGUGCUUUCUCUGCCUCACACUGUGGAUAAUACUAGUUUCCUUCUUAACCAGGAUUUAGGUCAAGCCACUAACCCAUUCUAACACUCUCCACCCUGACUCUCCAGCCCAAGGUGUGUUCCCUGGUUUCUCAAACAGCUUAAAGGAAGACAUCUCCCUGUCCUGGGCAGUAAGGCUGUGAAAGGAGGGAGGAACAUGGGAACAUGGGAAUAAAAAGAAAUUCAACCAGGGAGUCUGGCCUCUACCAUUGCUGCUUACUUUCUCCACACCACAAAACAAAGAGAUAGGGCUGGAGAG